Molecule: messenger RNA, 393 nt
Organism: Terrapene triunguis (Three-toed box turtle)
Lineage: Eukaryota; Metazoa; Chordata; Testudines; Emydidae
Gene: PXN
Product: paxillin
Exons: 3
Source: RefSeq, a predicted model, not a curated record
GUUGCUGCGAGCGGAGAGCGGCGGCUGCGGGCCCGGCCGGACCAUGGACGACCUGGAUGCUUUGCUAGCGGACCUGGAGUCUACCACCUCUCACAUCUCCAAACGGCCAGUGUUCUUGUCGGAGGAAACACCCUAUUCCUAUCCAACUGGAAACCAUACAUACCAGGAGAUCCCAGUGCCCCCACCUGUGCCACCCCCUCCUUCCAGCGAAGCCCUGAAUGGGACUGUGAUUGACCCUUUAGACCAGUGGCAACCCAGUGUCUCCCGAUACAUCCACCAGCAAUCCCAGUCUCCUGUGUACAGCUCCAGUGCCAAAAGUUCCAGUGCCUCCGUUCCCCGAGAGAGUGUCUGCUCUUCUUCCUCACGUGCCAGUGAAGAGGAGCACGUCUACAG